Prosopis cineraria is the source of this 1442-nucleotide messenger RNA. Its product is annotated as lysM domain-containing GPI-anchored protein 1-like. Bases 219 to 1358 code for a protein of 379 amino acids. Lineage: Eukaryota; Viridiplantae; Streptophyta; Magnoliopsida; Fabales; Fabaceae. The record is from RefSeq and is a predicted model, not a curated record. The transcript is spliced from 5 exons.
UACUCGCUACCAGAAUCCCAUUCUUGCAUGCUAUAUCAUCACUCAUCGUCUCUUCAAACCAGAAACAUUCUGUCUGCACAAGCUUCCAAAAAUUCAACACCAUCUCCAUGUGCACAUCUACCUAUCCAGUCUCCCCAAAAUUUACUUACGAAUUAAGAACAAUCAUCACACACUCACCGUGACCUCUUUUCCUUCACGUUCUCGCCAAACAAACAAACAUGAUGAAGAGCCAUACCCAGUUUCCAUUGGGCCUCGCGCUUUUCAGCGUUCUCUGCCUCGUCCAAACCAAAUCCAUCAUCGAACCAUGCGUCUCCUCAGACUCCUGCUUUUCCCUCCUCUCCUUCGUCCUACCCUGGGACUCCAAGCUAUCCGAAAUCGCCUCGCGCUUUCAGGUCAAUGUCUCCAACAUCCUCGCCGCCAACUCCGUCUUCCCGAUGUCACAGAAACUCGCCGAUCAGAUCAUCAGAUCCAAAUCCAUCGUGAAGAUCCCCAUCUCGUGCCCUUGUGUCGACGGAAUCCGGAGAUCUAUGUCCACAAUCUACAACGUGCAGGCAUCGGACACACUGGAGAACAUAUCGGAGGGAAUCGGCCGGCUGGUGAGCGCGGACCAGAUAGCGAGCGUGAACAGCAUCAAUGCGACGAAUCGUUUGACGAACGGAGGGAAGUUGGUGAUUCCGUUGCCGUGCACGUGCUUCAAUAACGUGAGGAAUGGCGAAACGACGGUGUAUAUGUCGUAUGCGGUGAGCGAGGGGGAGAGCUUGAGGAGUAUAGCGUCGGGUUCGAAAACGACAGUGUCGGAUUUGGAGGCAAUCAAUGGACUGAGUCAGGACGCGGUCGAACCGGGAGAUAUAAUAGCUAUUCCCAUUGCAGCUUGUUCAUCAGCAAGCCUGAAUUGGUACAACGAGAGUCUCAUCGUCCCAAAUGGCUCAUAUGCUCUUACUGCCACAGACUGCAUCAAAUGCUCUUGUGGCCCCAUCGAUCUCAGGCUGCAAUGUUAUCCAUCUGGUCUGGAAGCUCCCUGCUUCAAUUUACAGUGCAAAGAUUCCAAUCUUGUAAUUGGAGACCAACAUGUCACUUAUUUCAAAUCUGGCUGCAAUGUCACCCAGUGUGUCUAUCGUGGCCACAGAGGUGGUAAGAUUCUAAGAAGCGUGUCGGAAUCUUCUUAUCUGAGGUGCCCCGCGAAUCAGACUUACAAUGCAGCGUCGCCUUGGCCAUCAAUAAAUUUAGAUCCCGUAAUGCCGUUUGGGGCAUUUUCCCCAUCUCCGUCACCUAGUCCAGUUUCUGAUGCUUUAGUGCACGCCACUCAAGUUUCCAUCAUGUUGCUCCCACUGCUUCUUUGGAUAUUAAUCAACACGUGAAAUUUCAUUUAUUGUUGUCGGCUCUAGGUUUCCAGGAUAUUGUAUAUUUAUUAAUUAUUAAUGAGUCAUCACUAUCCAAAAGUA